UCUGGUUUAUUUGUCUGUAGAUGACUUGAAUGAAUUUCCAUUUGAAAUGUUUGCUUUAGUUAAAAAUUGUGAACCUAAAGUUUAUCAUCAUUUAGUAUUACAAUUGCGUCUUGUUUUUUUUUAAUAAAGAGAACAAAAAAACCAUAAUGUCCACUUCCAGUGCAGCUGCUAAUCGGGCCCUGUAUAUAGGUCUUGGUUUGGGUGCUACGAUGUUAACUGGUGCUUUAUCGUAUGUCUAUUACAAAUACUUAAAACGUGAUGUUAUGCCUUUAAAAUGGCGUCGUGUUGGUACAUUGGAACAAAUUAAUUUAUUUCCCAUAAAAUCAUGUGCCCCCCUGGAAGUGUCAGCUGAGGAAGAGUUAUUAUGUGAAGUUUUGGGUCUACGUUACAAAGGCAUUAGAGAUCGUGCUUUAAUGUUAGUCAAUGAUAAAUAUGAAAUGAUUACAGCUCGUGUUUAUCCCAAAUUGGUAUUGGUUUUCUCUAAGUUAGUGAGUGAAACGAAAUUGAUAUUAAGCGCAGAGGGUAUGGAACCUUUGGAAUUAGAUUUUGCUACUUUGGCCGAUGAGGCACCCGGCAAAGAUAUACACACUUCGGUGUGGGGUACAAAAUUAGAUGCCAUGUUGUGUGGUGAAAAAUAUGACAAAUGGUUUUCACGUUAUAUUUUGGGUAAAGAGUCGGGAUUGCAUUUGGUUUAUUAUCCAUAUCCGAAACCAGUAAGAUCGGUGAAUUCUCGUCUGACCAAAGAACCUUUUAUAACUAAAGAGGAUUCGGGCACCUUUGGCGAUGCUACCAGUUAUAUGCUAAUGAAUUUAGCUUCUGUGGAAGAUUUAAAUACACGCUUACCAAAUUCAGUGGAUCCUUUACAAUUUCGUGGUAAUUUCCAUUUGAAAAUGGAUAACAAUAAAGCCUAUGCAGAAGAUAAAUGGCAAUGGGUGCGUAUAGGAGAUGAAGCUGUAUUUCGUAAAGUAGCACCCUGUACACGUUGCAUAUUCCCCAAUAUCAAUGUUAAGACAGGCGAAAGAGAUCCCAAUGGCAAUCCCCUAAAAGAGCUGAAAAGCUAUCGUUUAAUAAACGAUAAUGUCAGUCCCACUUUGGGUAUACACUUGGGUUUGCGACAAGCUGGUACUAUCAAGGCAAAUGAUGUCAUUUACGUAGAAGAUGUUGAAUGAAUAAAAUAUUUGAUAUAUAUAUUUUUUUAAAUAUUAUUGUUAAAUUGAAAUUAAAUUAUUGUAAUUCUGCUAUA
Molecule: messenger RNA, 1243 nt
Organism: Lucilia cuprina (Australian sheep blowfly)
Lineage: Eukaryota; Metazoa; Arthropoda; Insecta; Diptera; Calliphoridae
Product: mitochondrial amidoxime-reducing component 1
Exons: 4
Coding region: 147-1169 (340 amino acids)
Molecular function (GO): molybdenum ion binding; catalytic activity; pyridoxal phosphate binding
Source: RefSeq, a predicted model, not a curated record